This is a messenger RNA of Paraglomus brasilianum, 300 nucleotides long. The record is from the annotation of a GenBank genome assembly. Lineage: Eukaryota; Fungi; Glomeromycota; Glomeromycetes; Paraglomerales; Paraglomeraceae.
AUGUCAGCUUUGACCCCUAUUACAGACAUACCCAUACUGGCAGAAAAUUUGAAAGCUCCUCCUAAUGAUAAAUCAAAGGUCAAAAAUGGAUAUUUAUUCUUCCGAUACAUAAUGGCUGAAGAUAUCGAUAAUGCAAGAAAGAUCUACGCAACAAAAGAAAAUGUAGCCAUGGUGGAAGAUAAUCCUAAAAUGGCUAAAGCUGAUAUUGCUAAAGACGAGAAAGCCUAUUACCGGCAAUUAGCUAGCGAGCUAGGACUGUGCAUGGGAGAGAUUCAGAAUGCAGUAGGAUAUCCGCAGUAA